AUAGCCUGGGGAGAAAUGCCAAAUGUGGGUGAAGGGGAGAAGCAAAGCAAAGCACACUGCCAUGUGUGUACCUAUGAAACUGUCUUGCAUGCUCUGCUCAUGUACCCCAAAACCUAAAAUCCAAUAAAAAAUUAAAAAAAAAAAAAAAAUAGGAGGGUCAGCCGGGCACGGUGGCUCACACCUGUAAUCCCAGCACUUUGGGAGGCUGAGGCGGGUGGGUCCCCUGAGUUUAGGGGUUCGAUAUCAGCCUGACCAAAGUGGAGAUAUGCCGUCUCUACUAAAAAUACAAAGUUAGCCGGGUGUGGUGGUGCAUGCCUGUAAUCCUAGCUACUCAGGAGGCUGAGUUAGGAGAAUCGCUUGAACCCGGGAAGCAGAGGUUGUGGUGAGCGGAGAUCACACCAUUGCACUCCAGCCUGGGUAACAAGAACAAAACUCCAUCUCAAAAAAAAGGAGGGUCAGGCCAGACCCCUAUGGCAAAUUGCCAGGAGCAGAGACCCAAAGGUAGGAGAGGAGGGUGAACAAGACUGCUAAUCAAAGCUUUGAGGCAGGAAAAAUGGGCCUGAGGAAUUUCCUGACAGGAUCAGUAGGGCUGGAGUUCGGCGCUACCCUAGCAGGGGUAGGACCUAUAUUCAAAGAAGAAAUGGACACCCAGAUUUGUAGUCCGUUGUAAGGAUCUUGGAUUUAGUUCUGAAAUAAAUGGGAUAUCAUUUGAGGAUUUUGAGCUGAAAAGUAACAUAAUCUGGCUUAAGCCUUAAAAGCAUCAGCCCCAGUGCUGUGUGGAAAACAGACCAGGGGCCAGGCAUGAUGGUUCACACCUGUAAUCCCAGCACUUUGGGAGGCCGAGGUGGAUGGAUCAUCAAGUCAGGAUAUCAAGACCAUCCUGGCCAACACGGUGAAACCCUGUCUCUACUAAAAAUACAAAAAUUAGCCAGGUGUGGUGGUGCACCCUUGUAGUCGCAGAUACUCAGAAGGCUGAGGCAGGAGAAUCACUUGAGCCCAGGAGGUGGAGGUUGCCGUGAACUGAGAUGGCACCAUUGCACUCAAGCCUGGUGACAGAGCAAGAUUCCAUCUUAAAAAAAAAAAAAAACAGAUUAGGUCUGGGUUGGGAGGAAGCGUGGAGGGAAGGGCAGAUGCUAGAAGAGCAGUGAGGAGAUGGAUGUGAUGCAGAUACCAGUGUGCUAGGGAAGUCCUCAAAUGUCACUGGGACUCUGACAUCAGCCAGUGUCUAGGCUCUCGACAGCAUUGCAAGGAGGAAUUCGAGGAUGAGUUGAAAAUAGUGAAAGUCAGAGAUUUAUUGCAGAGCAAAAAGCACACACUCAAGAAAGGGAAUUGCUGGCAUUCGGAAGAGAGUUGUGCAAAUGGAGUUUGGGGCCACUACUACCUUUAUGGUUUCUUUAAUCAACGGGUGGGAUAUUUAUGAAAAUUCCUGGGCAAAGGUGGAGAUUCCUUGGAACUGUCAUGCAACCCAUUUCUAUACCAAAUAUGGGUGUUGUUGGAAAUGUUAUGACGUUGGUGUGUGAUUUAGUAUGUUAAUGAGUGUAUAAUGAGGUUCUUGCUGAAAUCUGGGUCAAACCCUGUGCAAUGUUGGGCCCAGCUUGGUCCACACCUUCGUUUUUUGGGGUCUUAACAACCCAUAGCCUCUAGUCACAUGAAAGUGCUCCCUGGAAUUUUUUAUUCUCCUGUGAUCACUCUGUAUUAUUCAUGUGUCAAUGUAGUCCUCAUGGUAACAAAAAAAGUCAACUUCUGUAAAAUAUUCGAAGAGAUUUAUUCUGAGGUAAAUAUGAAUGACAAAGCCCGAGGCACAAUCUUAAGAGGUCCUGAGAACAUGUGCCCAAGGUAGCCGGGUUGCACCUUGAUUUUAUACAUUUUAGGGGGACAGAAGUUACAGGCAGACAUCAAUCAAUACAUGUAAGGUGUACAUUGGUUUGGUCUGGAAAGGCAGGACAACUUGAAGUGGGGAUUGGGGGGAUUCCAGGACAUAGAUAGAUUCAAAGAUUUUCUGUUUGGCAAUUGGUUGAAAGAGUUAAGUUAUUAUCUAAAGACCUGGAAACAAUAGAAAGGCGUGUCUGGGUUAAGACAAGGGAUUGUGAAGACCUGGUUUAUGAUACAGAUAAAACCUCCAGGUAGCAGGCUUCAGAGAGAACAGGUGGUAAACGUCUCUUAUCAGAUCUAAAAAGGUGCUAGACUCUUAGUUAAUCUCUCCUGCAUCAGGAAAAGACCUAGAAAGGGAAGGGGAUUCUCUUUAGAGUAUACAUUUCCCCGUAAGACAUAGCUUUCCGGGGCAUUCCAAAAUAUGUCAAAGAAAUAUAUUUUGGGGUAAAAUACUUUGAUUUCCUUCAGGGCCUACUAUCUGUCAUGUGAUGUUAUAUAGACUCAGGCUGGAAUUUGGUAUUUAUUGCUACAAAGAGUCUGUUUUGUCAGUCUUAAAAUCUUUAUUCUAAUGUUACUGCUGGUCAGUUGUGCCUGGAUUCAAAGGGAGGAGGGUAUCAUGAGGCUUGUCCCACUUCCUGUCCCAUCAUCAUCACCUGAACUAGUUUUUUAGGUUUCCUUUGAGAUUCCCUUGGCUGAGAAGAGGGAUUCAUUCAGUGAGUUGGAGUCUUAUAAUUUUAAUUUUGGUCUACACUCACACUCCCUGGUCUCUGCAUUCAGCACUAUGUAUCAUAGUUGCUUAGGUGGCUAUUUCUCCUCUCCAUUACUCCAGGCAAGGAAUGAGGUGACUUUUUGUGUUAAGUUUAGUCUAAAGUUCAUACAUGUUUAAGUUCAACCUAAAGGUGUUUCUGUUCAUGGUGAACUAUAUUGUUAGAAAUAAAUUUUCAGUGCCGCAAAAGAAAUAGCACUGGAACAUACAUUUUCUCAGCAAGGCAAUUUACUUCUAUAGAAGGGUGCAUCUUAAGGAUGGAGCAAUGAUGAGAGCACACCUGAACAAGGGAGGAGAAGGGGUUCUUAUCCCUGAUGCAGGUAGCCCCUACUGCUGUGUUGUUCCCCGUUGUCUAAGCUAAUUCCAAUAGGCUAUUUUAAAGAGAGCAGGGUUUCCAGCCAAAGUGGUGGGGUGAGCAGUUUCGGUGGGAAAGACAAUUAUGGAACUGUCACUAAAGAUGACUCAGGUCAGAGCAGGAGACCAAGAGUGACUCAGGACAGAGCGGAUGAUCAGGGGAACAGAUGUGAACUACUGAUUAGAGCCGUGGAAAGGUUGUUUACCGAAACUAGGAGCAAGGAGAUGAAGAAGUUACACUUUUAAAUGGAGAACAAAGUACAAGGAAACUGAACAUACUAAUAAAGUGACUCUUUGAAGAGAAACUUAGAACUCACUGUACUUACCAAUAACAAGUGGAGGCAGAAACAGACCGUAGCCUACACUUGUGCCAAUCAACAAGUUUUGGCCAAUCAAAUGUAACCAACUGUUCAAACUGUGAUCAAAUAAGGCAAAUUUCUGAGCUGCAACCAAUCCAGCAGUUUCUGUACCUCACUUCUGUUUUCUGUAAAUCACUUUAGUUUUUCUGUUCAUAAAUCUUCCACCAUGUGGCUGUGCUGGAGUUGCUGAGCCUAUUCUGGCUCAGAAGGCUGCCUGAUUCACGAAUCGUUCAUUGCUAAAUUAAACUCCUUUAAAUUUAAUUUGACUGAAGAACUAUAUAUAUAUUAUAUAUAUUCUAUAUCUAUAAUUAUAUAUAGAUAUAGAUUCUAUAUCAAUAUAAUUUGUGAUAUGUGACAAUCAAAAUGAGUGACUGAGGCAAAAGUCUCAAUCAUCAGGGUUUAUUCAGCCCUCGCCUUAGGGCAUAUCUGGGAAAAGCAUGAGCCUCUGUGGCUGUUUUUCCAAAAAGGUUUUCAGGAAGUUUUAUAGUUAUACAUUUCCUUAAAGUGGGAAAGGUGUGUAGGGGGAGAGGCAGGUAGGUGGUAAGGUGAAUGGUUACAUUCCUGUGAGACAUUAGCUGGUGCCCAGUAAAUCCACAUUACACAAGAUAAGUUGAACUCACCAAGAGAAAAAGGGAGUAAAGGAAAAGUUGGUUAUGCGGAUGUCUCUAAGUAGGUGGAGGAACUACUUAUCUCAUCUUAAAUUGUUGUGCACCUGGGAAGAUAAGUUUAUAAUCAACAUGAUCACUGUGGAAUUCAAAAAACUUCAGUUUCGGGAGGUAAACUUAGACUGCAGACCUGACAAUUGUUACAAUUGGCACAUUCUUGUGAAUGGAAGGCGGGCAAACGGUUUGCCCAUGAAUAGUUUGUGGGGGCAGCCCUGUGCAGGCGCCUGAGGCCCAUCACCUUUCCGUGAGGACCUGGCGGAUGCAUAACGCUAGUCACUCCUAUUCCUUUGGAAGGGGCUGUUCAUGACUCAGCUUCCAGGCUUACCCUUCCCUUUCCCAUUAGAAGUUUGGGGAAUCUUGCUUUUUUUUUUCCUUUAUAUGAUAGUAGAGGUAGAGACAAGUAGAUUCUGGCUGUAUCUAAUGGCUGAUUUUGAUGAUGAGUAUGGGAAGCUGACACAUGGCUAUUUUGAUUAUUUUUUCAUUACUAAAACCUUGAGUGAGGUAUCUUGCACAAUGCACCUGAAGGAUGUUGCCCAAAGUGUGCACAGGAAUUAGACUUCAGGAAUCCUGUCAGGUUUAUUGCAAGAAAGGCCUAACCUAUUCAGGUCAACAAAGUUACAAGCUUAGAAGAGCUUGUAAAAAUAAGUAAUAUCCAGGCACAGGGCUUCACAUCUGUAAUCCCAGCACUUUGGGAGGCUGAGGUGGGUGGAUCGCCUGAGCUUAGGAGUUUGAGACCCACCUGGGCAACAUGGCAAAACCCCACCUAUACUUUUUUUUUUGAGACGGAGUUUUGCUGUUGUUGCCCAGGCCCCAGGCUAAAGUACAAUGGCACAAUCUCUGCUCACUGCAACCUCAGCCUCCUGGGUUUGAGCGGUUCUCCUCUCUCAGCCUUCUGCGUAGCUGGGAUUACAGACACACGCCACCAUGCCCAAAUAAUUUUUUUGUUUCUAGUGGAGACAGAGUUUUACCAUGUUAGCCAAGCUGGUCUUGAACUCCUGACCUCAGGGGAUCCACCCACCUCAGCCUCCUAAAGUGCUUGGAUUAUAGGCAUGAGCCACCACACCUGACCCCAUCACUACUUUAAAAAAAUAUUUUAAAAAAGUAAUCCCUGUCUGGACAGAAUUUGUGAGGAUCAUCUUAAAUAUCUUAAAAGUGUGUGUGUGAGUGCGUAUGUAUGGGUGACUGUGUUUGUGAGUGUGUGUGUAUGUGUGUGUGUGUGUGUAGGCUGGGGUGGGGGAAUGGGGCAGUGAAGGGAACCAGCCAGGCAUUAUGUCUAAUUUCAAGAGAUGCAGAAAGAAGCCUCAGAGCUUCUCUUAUCUGACUAAAAGCAGCAACUGCUGAGAAAUGAGGCUGCCAUAAAUUCUUUUUUGGCAGGUCUACUCCCAGAAAGAAAAUCAAGAAUAAACCUGUGAUAAAUCCCCUCUCUGGUAUAGUUUCACGGCCAUGAAGAAGAAGGAAAGAACACUGUACUUGCAGAAACAUAUAUUAUUAUGAAAUAUCGUAUCUUCUUUUUGUUCUCCUAAAAAUCCACUUAUUAUUCUUUCCUAAAGAAACCUAUUUGUGGCCUGGCACGAUGGCUCAUGUCUAUAAUCUCAGCACUUUGGGAGGCCAGGGCAGGCAGAUCAUUUGAGGUUAGGGGUUCAAGACCAGCAUGGCCAACAUGGUGAAACCCCUUCUCUACUAAAAAAUACAAAAAGUAGCUGGGCAUGGUGGCAUGUGCCUGUAAUCCCAGCUACUUGGGAGACUCAGACAGGAGAAUUGCAAGACUCCAUUUGGAAAAAAAAAAAAAGAAGAAGAAACCUAUUUGCUUCUCUUUUUUUUUUUUAAAGACAGAGUUUCACCAUGUUGGCCAGAAUGGUCUCCAUUUCCUGACCUUGUGAUCCACCUGCCUCGGCCUCCCAAGUGCUGGGAUUACAGGCAUGAGCCACCGCACUCGGUCCUUGUUCCUCUCUUAGAACAAAUUUCAUCACCUUCCUUUCCUCUACUUAGUUAGGUAUACUGUAUAAGCCUCUAACUUUAAACAUUAGUGAGCUGAAUUCUUACAUUAAUCUGUCUUUUCUUGUUUUAAUCAACAGGUCCCCACAGAAUGAACCUAAAAAGAUAGAGUAAAAGGGUUUUUUUUCCUGAUAAAUCUGGUGUGAGAACUGAUGAAUGAAAAAAUACAAAGAAUCAGCGAGGCAUAGGGAGGUUUUGAGAUAAUGGUUUAGUUAAUGAUGCUUCUAAGAUAUGAAUAAUUGAAACGGUGGCAGCCUUGGCAGUCCAUAGAUUGGCAUGGCAUUGCAAGUCUAGCCAAGCCAAUGAAAAAACAACAGUCUUACAUUUUUUCUUCCAUUAGAUUUAAACAAAUCUCAGUUCUACUUAUGCUUUUAAUGUCAUUUUCUAUUAAGACAACAUAAUUUAUUAAAUACUAGUGGCAAGGGAGGGAGUCUUCAGUAGUAGGUCAUAUACUAUAUACUAUAAGAACUCUUGGAAUAUCAUGAAGUCAUUCAGCAUCUCUGGAACGUAGAUACUAUUAUGCCUUUUUCACACAUUAGUCACUACUCUUCAGAGACAAAAAGUAACUUUCCCAAACCUGUUAACAAGCAGGAAGUGAAGCUCAAAGCCCAUCCAUCCUUCUUAGUAAAUAGAAAAGUUCCCUGGAGAGCAGUAAGCUAGAAAGCUUUUCCACACUCAUGAAGCGCUCUGUAAAUUCACUGUAAUCCAGACGUUUUUCAAUCAGAAAAACCAAGCAUCUAGAUUUAUUAAUGCCUCACUUCGCUUCAUCCUUUGGGUAGGUUUUACGUCUCUUCCAUUCAACCCACUGGAAAGGACAAUCAACACUUUAUUUUUCUCUGGCUUUAUUUGCUACUGGGAGGUUUUCUCAAAAGUUACUCUUACUCUGGAGUUAUAAUCAGAAUCAAGGUGCUCAUUAAGACUUUUUCUGUGCUUCCUUAGUAAAUGUCCUUGGGUUCAUGUAAGACAUCAAAGACCUGACAUAUGUUUUCUAAUGACCAGAGAAGCUGGUAUCUCUGUGCCCCCACUGAUGAACAACUCCACUCUUUGGAGUGCUUCUUGUGAGUGCUUUCUGCCUGUGCUUCCCUGGCAAGUCAGGGCAGCCGCCUCUUGCUCCAACAGCCAGUGCCGAUGGAGUCCUCAUUAUCCAGUACGGUCAGAUUAGGUCUUCUAAUAUGUUUCAAAGGACGAACGUGGCUGUUCAGUGGGUGCCUCUCUCUUUCGCUGUUCAGUGGGUGCCUCUCUCUUUCACAGCUUGCGUCCACCACAGCAUUGACAUGUUUCUUUUUUGUAACCUCUAUUCCUCUUCCCCUGUCCCAAAACUAAGCUAUGAUCACUUUAAGUGCAUGCAUAUGUCACAUUCAUUUUUGUAUGUCUAAAAUUUGGCACAAUGUCAAGGACGAUAGUGGGAGUCGAACAAAUAUUUAAGGAAGGAAGAGUAAGUGAGAGAAGUGAAGGGAAGAAAGAGGGUUAGGAGUAUGUAUUAUAAAUGUGAGCUUUAAACUGUUGCUGAUUUUUCUCCUAAGGCAUCUCUUUGCUAAAUUUUGCAAUCCUAGUGAAAUGUCUACAUUGCUAUUCUGAACCACUGUUUAAAGUGUUGGGAAAGUUUUGAUUGUCAGAGCUUUUGAAACUAUGUAGCAAAUAAAAGCCUCUUCAAUAAUCCACUAAAAAGUGUGCGAUUAAAAUUGUGACAAGGCCCAAGCAUUGUCUCUGUCCUCCCACUAUCUUCUAGAAGGUCCCCUGGCCAUUCUUCAAAACUCAGGUUUGCAUUAUGGGUCUCUGGCCAAGGUGUGCCCAUUUGGCCCAGAGUUCCUUGGUUGCUUGCCUGGAUUGGAUACUUUCUGACUAGUAUAUUCUCUGUCACUUUAGCUCCUUAAUGUUAUGUUGCACUUUUAUCUGUCUCCCAUAAAUAACUUAGAAAAAAUCACCAUGGACCAGGAGCAUUGGCUCAUGCCUGUAAUCCCAGCACUUUGGGAGGCCAAGGUGGUGGAUUACCUGAGGUCAGGAGUUCAAGACCAGUCUGGCCAACAUGGUGAAACCCCAUCUCAAAAAAAAAAAAAAAAGAAAAUAUCACUAUGAUGAGUGACCACUGAUUAUAUAUAUAUAUCCUUCUUUUUAUUCUUCCUUUUUUUAAAAUUUCAAGCAAACUCUCCUGAUUAAGGUCAUGUCAUUUCAGGACAGUGUCAACCUAUGAAUGGCAGUGAGAGGACACAAUUGGAAAAAGUAACUCUGGAGGGAUCCAAAUAACACUUACCCUUGUCUGUUACGUUCUUAUGUUACCUAGCGUGUGUCAGGAAAGCCAACACAAUCAUCUUCACAGUCCAGGCCUGAGCCACUACCGUAAGCAGGAGGCAGCCCUACGCAGGGAAAUAGGGAGGGGUGGGUACUGUGAACAAACUAAAGAGUAGGUGUCUCACCAAGGGUCCAUCCAGCUAUAUUUUGGAUACUGGCCAAAUAGAGCAUGUUUAUGAUUGUUCUGGGCUGUAUCCAGUGUGUGUCAUUUGGGUCCAAAUACAGUUACCUCUGUGAGGAGAUAGCUGGAUAUCUUCUUACCAAAUUCCCUGUACACAUCCCAGUUUUUGCCCCCCAUAAAGUAAAGUUCAAGCCUUCCUUUUAUCCAGAUGCUUUCUGUCAAGCUUAUCCGGCGCAAUGAGCGCUCAAUUAUUACUGACUGAACAAUUGCACACAUUUCAAAUUUUCUCCUCUGGGUUCCUAAAGCACCUACAGAGUAGGCAUGACGUUAGUUUAGCCCUUAACUACAGAUGUUUCUCUAGUUCAGUGUUUCUGAAUCUUAAGCAUUACAUGACCUCUUUUUAAAAAGAACUGGGCACAUACUCAAAGGAAAAUAAAUAAUUCUCCCAAAAAAAAAAAAACAAAAAACCACACACAUGCAUGUCAACUGCAACACUAUUCAUAAUAGCAAUGACAGGUAAUCAACCUCAAUACCCAUCAACAGUGAAUUGGACAAAGAAAACGUGGUACAUAUAUACCUAGAAUACUGUGUGGCCAUAAAAAGGAACAAAAGUCUUUGCAGCAAUGUGGAGGUCGUUAUCCUAUUAUGAAAUUUCUUAUAUUCUUUCUGUUCUUUUAAAAAUCCAAGUAUUCUUCUUUCCCAAAGAAACCUAUUUGUGGCUGGGCGCAGGCUGAAUUAAUGCAGAAAUAGAAAACCAAAUGCUGCAUGUUCUCACUUACAAGUGGGAGCUGACCACUGAGUACUCAUGGACAUAAAGAUGGAAAUAACAGGCACUGGGGACUACAAGAGGGGGAGAUAGGGAGGGCGAUGAGGUUUAAAAACUAUUUUGAGUACUAUGCUCAUUGCCUGGGUGAUGGGAUCCUUUGUACACCAAACCUCAGCAACGCACAAUGUACCGAUGUAACAAACCUGCACCUGCACCCCCGAGACUCAACUAAAAGUUAAAAAAAGAAUAAAUAAAACAUGAUUCUUCUCCACCUCUGGAGUUUCUACAGGGUUACGACAGGGUCUGCCAGUGAUCCCACAGUAUAAAUUCUUUUCUUUUAUAAAAAUAAAAUCCCAGAUUUGAGAAUAUGAUGUUUUCCAGUCUCCCUUGAACUGGUGUUUCAGGCACCCUGCUAUAUAAGUUUCUUAGGGCUGCCAUAUCAAAGUACCACAGACUGAUGGAUUAAACAGUAGAAAUUUAUUUUCUCUCUGUUCUAGGAGGUAGAAGAACACUGUCAAGGUGCUAACAGGCUGGGUUUCCUCCCAAACCUCUCUCCUGGGGUUGAAGACGUGCCCUCUUGCUGCCGCUUCACGUGGUCAUCUCUCUCGGCAUGGGCAUGUGUGCCUUGAAUGUGUCCAGAUUUCCUUCUCUGAUAAGGACACCAGUCAGAUUGGAUUCAGGUUUCUCCUAACAAUCUCAUUUAACUUAAUCACUUUUUUUUUUCUGAGAUGGAGUCUCGCUCUGUUACCAAACUGGAGUGCAGUGGCUCCAUCUCGGCUCACUGCAACCUCCACUGCCUGGGUUUAAGCUAUUCCUCUGCCUCAGCCUCCCAAGAAGCUAGGACUACAGGUGCACAGCACCAUGCCCAGCUAAUUUUUGUAUUUUAGUAGAGAUGGGGUUUUACCAUGUUGGUCAGGAUGGUCUUGAUAUCCUGACCUCAUGAUCCACACCACCUUGGCUUCCCAAAGUGCUGGGAUUACAGGUGUGAGCCACUGCACCCGGACAACUUAAUCACUUCUUUAUAGUCCCAGUUCUAAAUACAGUCAUAUUCUAAAUUACUGGGAGUUAAAACUUUAGUAUAUAAUUUUAGGGGAGUACAAUUCAGCCCAUAAUAUUACACUCUCUGGCCUCUCAACAUUUGCAUGUAUUUGCAUGUUGAGCAUAGGAUAGACAUUCCCACUCCCAAAAGGAUAAAUUAGAAAAAAGAAAAGAAUCACAAAUCUCAAACAAGUCUCUUUGAAGAGAAACUUAGAACUCACUGUACUUAACAAUAACAAGUAGAGGCGGAAACAGACCGUAGCCUACACUUGUGCUAAUCAACAAGUUUUGGCCAAUCAAACGUAACCAACUGUUCAAACUGUGUUCAAAUAAGGCAAACCUAUUAGGUUUCCUUGACUAAUGGAGCACUACACAAUCCUGGUUUCUUUUUUAUAUCUUUGGCAACUUCUUCUCAGUCUCCUUUUUGGUUCAUCAUUUUCUAAUUGGUUAUCCGGUGUUGGAACUCCUCAAAGCCUGAUUAUUAUGUGGGAAUGGAUGGAAAGUGAAGUUGGAAAUAAACAUGGAAUGAUAAAUUUGGAAUAAACCUUGGAGGUCCUUCAAUGAUAAGAUAAGGAUAUUGGGACAUCCUUAGGAAUUUUUUUAGUCAAACAGUAACAGGACUAGGUCCCUGCUUUAGGAAGAUUUAUCUUGCAUUAAUAUGUAGAUGAUAGGUUGCAUCUCCACAGUGCCUCUCUAAUAUUAAUGAUGAUAAUAAUAACUACAGUAAUACUAACUCGUAUUUAUGUGUUUUGAUGAGAUAAUGCACAUGAAGCAAAUAAGGGGACUCAAGCUUAGAAAGAAAAAAUGGUUUGCCUAGAGCUACCUGGUUAUUUAUUUGCAGAGUUGGGAUUGCCUUUCAUGAUUUAUACUAAAGAUUUGUUGACUAUUUGAUAAUUAUACACCUCCGUUGCCAUUCAUUUUAUUUUUUUGUCAUUUAAUAUAUAUUACUCUGGUCACUCUAAAUGUCUUUGAAAUUGCUUGAGAAUAAUUCUCUAGUAUACCCUCCAACUGUGAUCCUUGGAAAACAAGUGUUUAUAGAAAUGUUGAGGAUCCAAGAUGGCCGAAUAGGAACAGCUCUGGAGUGCAGUUUCCAGUAAGAACAAUGCAGAGUGUGAGUGAUCACUGUAUUUCCAAAUGAGCUUUCACUGCCCACAGACCAGGAGAUUCUCUGGUCGAAAAGCACCACGAGUUUCCAGCGUGGCUGUUUCAGCCGAUGUGGUAGGUUGGCGCACAGAAACUCAUACAAUUCUGGUGGCUGUUUCAACUGGCACCUGGAAUGCUUGGGAGACAGAGCCACCCAUUCAACUGAAAGGGAGAGGGCUGAGACAGUGAACCAGGUGAUCUGGCUCGGCAGGUACAAGCCCCACAAAAGAAGCAAUCUGAAACACUCUGGAUUGAGAAUUUCACAGCAAGUGGAGCUGGACCCGGGAUGGUCUAGCUCAGUGCGGGGAAGGGUGUCCACCAAUACCAAGGCAAUUCCAACUGUACCUCUAUAAACAACACCUUAAGGAAGUUCACACAGCAGCUGGGCAGAGCCUGCAGCAGCUCAGCAAUGCCUCUGCUGGCAGACUGUGACUACACUAUUUCCAUGCUGGGCAGGGCAUCUAUGAAAAAAGGCAGCAGCACAUCAGGAACUUAUAAAUAAAGCCCAACCUUCCUAGGACAGAGCACCUGGGAAAAGAGGCAGUUAGUGGUUCUGCUGAAGCAGACUUAAACAUACUUGCCAGGCAGCUCUGCAUGGAACAACAGAGCUCCCAGCACAGCACUUGAGCUCCUACAAGGGUCAGACUGUUUCCUUUCCAAGCACAGCACUUGAGCUCCUGUAAGGGACAGACUGUCUCCUCAAGCAGGUCCCAGACCCCCGUACACUCAAAGAGACACCUCAUAAAGGAGAGCUCAGGCUGAUAUCUGGUGGGUAACCCCAUGAGACGAAGAUAACAGAAGAGGAAACUGGCAGCAACCCUUACUGUUCUGCAGCCCCCACAGGUGAUCCCCAGACAAGCAGGGUCUGGCUGGAGUGUUCCUCCAGCAGUCCUGCAGCAGAAGGGCCUGACUGUUAGAAGGAAAAUGAAAACACAGAAAGAAAUAGCUUCAACAUCAACAAAAAGGAUGUCCACUAAGAGACCCCAUCUGAAAGUCACCAUCUACAAAGACCACAGGUAGAUAAAGCCAUGAAGAUGGGAAGAAACCAGCACAAAAAGGAUGAAAACACCAAAAACCAGAAUGCCUCUCCUCCUUCAAAGGAUCAAAACUACUCACCAGCUAGGGAACAAAGCUGGAUGGAGAAUGAGUCUGAUGAAUUGACAGAAACAGGCUUCAGAAGGUGGGUAAUAACAAACUUCUUGAGCUAAAAGAACAUGUGCUAACCCAAUGCAAAGAAACUAAGAACCUUAAAAAAAGGUUAGAUGAAAUGCUAACUAGAAUAAACAACUUAGAGAAGAAUAUAAACGACUUCAUGGAGCUGAAAAACACAGCCCAAGAACUUCCUGAAGCAUACACAAGUUUCAAUAGCUGAAUUGACCAAGCAGAAGAAAGGAUAUCAGAGAUUGAAGAUCAACUCAAUGAAAUAAAACAAGAAGGCAAGAUCAGAGAAAAAAGAGUGAAAAGAAAUGAACAGAGCCUCCAAGAAAUAUGGGAUUAUUUGAAAAGACAUAUCUGCAUUUGAUUCAUGUACCUGAAUAUGAUGGAGAGAAUGACUCCAAGCUGGAAAACACUCCUCAGGAUAUUAUCCGGGAGAACUUCCACAACCUAGCAAGGCAGGCCAAUGUUGAAGUCCAGGAAAUACAGAGAACACCACAGAGAUAUUCCUCAAGAAGAGCAACCCCAAGGCACAUAAUUGUCAGAUUCACCAGGGAUGAAAUGAAGGAAAAAAUACUAAGGGCAGCCAGAGAGAAAGGUCAGGUUACCCACAAAGGGAAGCCCAUCAGACUCACAGCGGAUCUCUCAGCAGAAACCCUAGAAGCCAGAUGGAGGCCAAAUAUUCAACAUACUUAAAGAAAAUAACUUUCAACCUAGAAUUUCAUAUUCAGUCAAACUAAGCUUCAUACGUGAAGGAGAAAUAAAAUCCUUUACAGACAAGCAAUUGCUGAGAGAUUUCAUUACCAUCAGGCCUGCCUUACAAGAGCUCCCAAAAGAAGCACUAAACAAGGAAAGGAACAACCAAUAUCAGCCACUCCAAAAAUGUACCAAAUGGUAAAGACCAUUGACACAAUGAAGAAAGUGCGUCAACUAUCGGGCAAAACAUCCAGCUAGCAUCAAAUGGCAGGAUCAAAUUCACAUAUAACAAUAUUAACCCUAAAUAUAAAUGGGCUAAGUACUCUAAUCAAAAGACACAGACUGGCAAAUUGGAUAAAACGUCAAGACUGAUUGGUGUGCUGUAUUCAGGAAAUCCAUCUCAUAUGCAAGGACACAUACAGGCUAAAGGGAUGGAGGAAGAUUUAUCAAGUAAAUGGAGAGCAGAAAAAGCAGGAUUUGCAAUCCUAGUCUCUGAUAAAAUGGACUUUAAACAACAAAGAUAAAAAAAAAAAAAACCAAAGAAGGGUAUUACAUAUGGUAAAAUGAUCAAUACAACAAGAGCUAAUGAUCCUAAAUAUAUACCCAACCAAUACAGGAGCACCCAGAUACAUAAAGCAAGUUCUUAAUGACCUACGAAGAGCUUAGACUCCCACACAAUAAUAAUAGGAGACUUUAACAAUCCACCAUCAAUAUUAGACAGAUCAACGAGACAGAAAAUUAACAAGGAUAUCCAGGACUUGACCUCAGAUCUGGACCAAGCAGAGCUAAUAGACAUCUACAGACCUCACCACCCCAAAUCCACAGAAUAUGCAUUCUUCUCAGCACCACAUUGUAUCUACUCUAAAAUUGACCACAUUAUUGGAAGUAAAUUACUCCUCAGCAAAUGCAAAAGAACGGAAAUCAUAACAAGCAGUCUCUCAGACUACAAGGCCAUCAAAUUAGAAAUCAGGAUUAAAAAACUCACUCAGAACCACACAACUUCAUGGAAACUGAACAACUGGCUCCUGAAUGUCGACUGGAUAAACAAAGAAAUGAAGGCAGAAAUAAAGAUGUUCUUUGAAACCACUGAGAAUGAAGACACAACAUAUCAGAAUCUCUGGGACACAUUUAAAGGAGUGUCUAGAAGGAAAUUUAUAGCAAUAAAUGCCCACAUGAGAAGCUAAGAAAGAUCUAAAAUCAACACCCUAUCAUCAAAAUUGAAAGCACUAGAGGAGUAAGAUAAAAAAUGCUCAAAAGCUAGCAGAAGAUAAGAAAUAACUAAGAUCAGAGCAGAACUGAAGGAGACAGAGACACAAAAUACCCUCCAUAAAAUAAAUGCAGGAGCUGGUUUUUUGAAAAGAUCAACAAAAUAGGUGGCUAGCCAGAUUAAUAAAAAAGAAAAUGGAGCAGAAUCAAAUAGAUGCAAUAAAAAUGAUAAAGGGGAUAUCACCACAGAUUCCACAGAAAUACAAACUACCAUCAGAGAUUACUAUAAACAACUCUAUGCACAUAAACCAGUAAACCUGGAAGAAAAGGAUAAAUUCCUGGAAACUUGCACUCUCCUAAGCCUAAAGCAGGAAGUUGAAACUGUGAACAAAGCAAUAACAAGGCCUGAAGUUGAGGCAGCAAUCAAAAGCCUACUAACCAAAAAAAGUCUAGGUCCAGACAUGUUCACAGCCAAAUUCUACCAGACAUACAAAGAGGAGCUGGUACCAUUCAUUCUGAAACUAUUCCAAACAAUCCAAAAAGAGGGAAUCCUUUCCAAGUCAUUUUAUGAGACCAGCAUCAUCCUGAUAUCAAAACCCAGCAGAGACUCAACAAGAAAAGAAAACUGUAGGCCAGUAUCCAUGAUGAACAUAGAUGCAAAAAUCUUCAAUAAAAUACUGGCAAACCAAUUGCAACAGCACAUCAAAAAGCUUAUCCAUCACAAUCAAGUAGGCUUUAUCCCAUGGAUGCAAGGCUGGUUGAACAUAUGCAAGUCUAUAAACAUAAUCCAUCACAUAAAUAGAAACAAAGACAAAAACCACAUGAUCAUCUCAAUAGAUACAGAGAAGGCCUUUGACAAAAUUCAACAGCCCUUUAUGCUAUAAACUCUCAAUAAAAUAGAUAUCAAUGGAACGUAUCUCAAAAUAAUAGCUAUUUAUGACAAACCUACAGCGAAUAUCAUAUUGAGUGGGCGAAAACAGGAAGCAUUCCCUUUGAAAUCUGGCACUACACAAGGAUGUCCUCUCUCACCACUCCUAUUCAAUAUAGUAUUAGAAGUUCUAGUCAGAGCAAUUAGGCAAGAAAAAAAAAGUGCAUUUAAGUAGGAAAGGAGAAAGUCAAAUUGUCCCUGUUUGCAGUCAACAUGAUUGUAUAUUUAGAAGAACCCAUCGUCUCAGCCCAAAUUUCCUGAUACUGAUAAGCAACUUCAGCAAAGUCUCAGGAUACAAAAUCAAUGUGCAGAACUCACAGGCAUUCCUGUACACAAAUAACAGAUUUAAAUAGAGCCAAAUCAAGAAUGAAGUGCCAUUCACAAUUGCUACAAAGAGAAUAAAAUACCUAGGAAUACAACUAAUGAAGGAUGUAAAGGACAUCUUCAAGGAGAACUACAAACCACUGCUGAAGGAAAUAGGAGAGGACACAAACAGAUGGAAAAACAUUCCAUGCUCAUGAUUAGGAAGAAUCAAUGUUGUGAAAAUUGCCAUACUGCCCAAAGUAAUUUCAAUGCUGUCCAUAUCAAGCUAGCAAUGACCAUCUUCACACAACUGGAAAAAACCACCUUAAACUUCAUAUGGAACCAAAAGAGUGCCCAGAUAGCCAAGACAAUUCUAAGCAAAAAGAACAGAGCAGGAGGUAUCAUACUACCUGACUUCAAACUAUACUGCAAGGCUACAGUAAUCAAAACAGCAUGGUACUGGUACCAAAACAGACACAUAGACCAAUGGAACAGAACAGAGGCCUCAGAGUCAACACAACAUAUCUACAAUCAUCUGAUCUUUGACAAACCUGACAAAAACAAGCAAUGGGGAAAGGAUUCCCUGUUUAAUAAAUGGUAUUGGGAAAACUGGCUAGCCAUGUGCAGAAAGCAGAAACUGGACCCCUUCCUGACACCUUACACCAAAAUUAACUCCAGAUGGAUUAAAGACUUAAACAUAGGACCUAACACCAUAAAAACCCUAGAAGAAAACCUAGGCAGAACCAUUCAGGAUAUAGGAAUAGGCAAGGACUUCAUGACUGAAACACCAAAAGCACUGGCAACAAAAGCCAGAAUACUUAAAUGGGACCUAAUUAAACCCUAGAGCUUCUGUACAGCAAAAGAAACAAUCAUUAGAGUUAAUUGGCAACCAACAGAAUGGGAAAAAAAUUUUGCAAUCUACCCAUCUGACAAAGGGCUAAUAUCCAGAAUCUACAAAGAACUAAAACAGAUUUAUAAGAAAAAAACAAACAAACCCAUUUAAGUUGGGUAAAGGAUAUGAACAGACACUUUUCAAAAGAAGAUAUAUGAGGCCAACAAACAUAUGAAAAAUUGCUCAUAAUCACUUGUCGUUAGAGAAAUGCAGAUGAAAACUACAUUGAGAUGCCACCUCAUGUCAGUUAGAAUGGUGAUCAUUAAAAAAUCUGGAGACAACAGAUGCUGGAGAGGAUGUAGAGAAAUAGGAACACUUUUACACUGUUGGUGGGAGUGUAAAUUAGUUCAACCAUUGUGGAAGACAGUGUGGCGAUUCCUCAAGGACCUAGAAAUAGAAAUUCCAUUUGACCCAGCAAUCCCAUUACUGGGUAUAUAUCCAAAGAAUUAGAAAUUGUUCUAUUAUAAAGACACGUGCACACAUAUGUUCAUUAUGGCACUGUUUACAAUAGCAAAGACCUGGAACCAACCAAAAUGCUCAUCAGUGAUAGACUGGACAAGGAAAAUAUGGUACAUAUACACCAUGGAAUACUACUAUGCAGCCAUAAAAAACAAUGAGUUUGUGUCCUUUGUAGGGACAUUGACGAAUCUGGAAAUUGUCAUUCUCAGCAACCUGACACAAGAACAGAAAGUCAAACACCACAUGUUCUCACUCACAGUUUGUAAGCAUGCAGCCUGGACAGCAAAGGAAGCAAGUGUAAGACUUGCUUGGAAAAGGAUGGCUAAUACAUCUGAGAUGGAAUCUCACUCUGUCACCCAGGCUGGAGUGCAGUGGCAUGAUCUUGGCUCACUGCAACCUCCACCUCCUGGGUUCAAGCGAUUCUCGUGCCUCAACCUCCCGAGUAGCUGGGAUUACAGUUUCGCUCUUGUUACCCAGGCUGGAGUGCAAUGGCGCGAUCUCGGCUCACCACAACCUCUGCCUCCUGGGAUCAGGCAAUUCUCCUGCCUCAGCCUCUUGAGUAGCUGGGAUUACAGCUGGAUCAAAGCUUUCCCCACAGCUUAUAAAACCGCAGGAGUUGUAGCUGAGCACCUCGUCCGGGACAUCAUUCCCCGAUUCAGCCUUCCUUCUACCAUCCAGUCAGACAACGGACCUGCCUUUAUUUCUAAGAUCACCACUGCUGUUUCCACAUCCUUAGGGAUUCAGUGGAAACUGCAUGCAGCCUACCAUCCCCAAUCCUCAGGCCGCCAUCAACAAUUCUGCAGAAUCUUUAGCCUCUUUCCAAAGACAGAUCACCUCAGUGGCUCAAGUCGCCCUACAAAAUCGCCGGGCGUUAGACCCCCUCACCGCCGAGCAAGGACGAACCUGCAUCUUCCUACAAGAAGAGUGCUGUGACUACAUUAAUGAAUCCGGCCUAGUAGAAACCCGAAUCGAGAACCUCCAGAAACUUAAAGUUAACCCGCAGAAUCAAAAAUUCUCAGCUGAAGCCACAGCAUAGUGGUCUUCCUCUAUGUAUACCCUCUUGUCCCCGUUGCUUGGGCCCCUGAUAGCCAUUUGCCUAAUCUUACUUAUUGCUCCUUGUUUU
Messenger RNA from Callithrix jacchus (white-tufted-ear marmoset), 18130 nucleotides. The record is from RefSeq and is a predicted model, not a curated record. NCBI's taxonomy places the organism in Eukaryota, Metazoa, Chordata, Mammalia, Primates, Cebidae.